CUGAGAGUAAGAGCUAGGUACAGAUAGCUCAGCUUCCCUACUGUUGCCCAGGCACGCAAUGAGAAACCAGCCUUUGAACGCCGAUGGAAGCGUCCCCUAACUGAUUCCAAUUAAGUAUCCUUGCCAUCAUCUGGACGAAUAUUCUGAGAUUCUGCUAUCCCUUUGUUUUGUGAGAAGAAGCUAAAAGCUUUGGAAAAACUACAGAUAAUUUGCAGCAUCAUUUGACUGGCUUGAGCAGACCCUAGGAUAGCUGAAAUGCACCAAAGCUACUGAUGACCUUCUGCAGUUACUUUUACAUGUGGACACUGCUGUAUCAGAGGGUAAGUGUCUGAUCAGUCAACCAACCUAAGAGAGGAGCCUGAAGGGGGGACUGACAUUGAAUAAAUAAGAAACAUUUACAGACUUAGCUUUGGAUUCCAGACCUCAACCUUGAGCUGAUGGCGUGUAAUGACAGCAGCAUGGCAGUUUUGAGGAGCCUGCUCUUAACCAUUGCUGUGGCUAUUCUGGGAGUCCUUGCAGUUCACGAGGAAGGAAGGCACUUUGUGAAGACCAUUAGAGUAAAGAGGGACACAACUGAAGCUGAGGAUCGUUUUGUCAACCAUAGCUUGAAGAAGCAGCCAGUGGUCUUCAACCACGUGUACAACAUCAACGUUCCCCUGGAGUCCCUCUGCACUGUCAACCUGGAGUCCUCCCCCAGCCGUGUGGUGAAGGUGGAGGAGCAGGAAGGGGCCUCGCAGUAUACCGAGCAGACAGCAGACCAGGAGAGCCAGGUCACCUUCACCCACCAAAUCAACAUCCCCAAGCAGGCCUGUGCCUGCCCUAGCUCAUCCACCAUGCAGGACCUAGCCAUCCGCAUCGAGGUGCUUGAGAGGGAGAUGUCCUUGCUGAGGCAGCACUGCAGCUCCAAUUGCUGUGGAGAAAGUGCAGCAACAGGUCGACUGGAUUAUGUCCCACACUGUGGAGGGCACGGCAACUUCAGCAUGGAUAUCUGCGGCUGCGUUUGUGAGGAGGGCUGGACCGGCAAGAACUGCUCUGAGUCACGGUGCGCAGGAGACUGCUCGGGCCGGGGGUUAUGUCUGGAGGGGGAGUGUGUCUGUGACGGAGAUUUCACGGGGGAUGACUGCUCUGAGACGCGCUGUCCUGGGGAUUGUAGUGACAGAGGGCUCUGCAUCGAUGGAGAGUGUGUCUGUGAGGAGGCCUACGCUGGGGAAGACUGCUCUGAAGCCCGCUGUCUCAACAACUGCUCUGACCGGGGCACGUGCAUCAACGGGACCUGCCAGUGCCAGCAGGGCAGCGUGGGUGAAGACUGUUCGCAGCUGAUCUGUCUUAAUGACUGUAGCCAGAAAGGGAACUGCAAGCAGGGCAUCUGUACUUGUGAGGAAGGCUAUAUAGGCGACGAUUGCUCAUCAGUCACUCCACCUAUAAAGCUCCAUGUGGUGGGAGUCACUGAACAGACCAUUGAUCUGCAGUGGGAAGGCCCCCUCGUGGUGACAGAGUACCUCAUCACCUAUGUGCCAACUAGCCCUGGAGGUGCCCAGCUGGAGCUGAGUGUGCCAGGAAACUGGACAAGCUCCACCAUCAGGGAGCUGGAGCCUGGCAUUGAAUACAACAUCAAUGUCUAUGCUAUUCUCAACAAGUCACUUAGUGUGCCAGUCAACGCCCAAGUCUCCACAUAUCUGUCCACUCCAGAGGGUUUACUUUUCAAAUCCAUCACUGAGACCUCGGUAGAGGUCCAGUGGGAGCCAUUGUCAUACUCGUUUGAUGGCUGGGAAAUCAGCUUUAUUCCAAAGGAUAAUGAAGGUGGAAUGAUCGCUCAGCUGCCCAGUUCCAUUACCUCCUUCAACCAGACAGGCCUAAAGCCAGGAGAAGAGUACACUGUCAGUGUGGUGGCACUGAAGGACCAAGCCAGGAGCCCAGCACUGUCAGCGACCGUGUCAACCUUGAUUGACGGCCCAAGCCAACUGACCAUUCGGGACGUCUCAGACACAGUGGCCUUUGUGGAGUGGACCCCUCCGAAGGCUAAGGUUGAUCAGAUUGUUCUGAGGUACAGGCUGGUGGAUGGGGAGAUUCCCGGAACAACCUUCAGACUACAGCCCACCCUCAGCCAGUACUCCCUGCAAGUCUUGCGGCCAGGGUCUCGCUACAAGGUUUCAGUGACCGGUGUCCGCAAUUGGAACGAGAGUGACUCUGUUUCAGCUGAAUUCUUAACUGAAAUCGAUGCUCCAAAGAACCUGCAAGUGGUCUCCAAGAGUUCCGGGACUCUAGAACUGGAGUGGGACAACAGCAAGGCUGAGGUGGACAGUUACAGGGUGGUGUACAGCACAUUGUCUGGAGACCAGUAUCAUGAGGUCAUUGUGCCAAGGAAUGAUGGGCUGACCACCAGGGUUACACUGACAGAUCUGGUGCCAGGUACAGAGUAUGGCAUUGGGAUAUCAGCAACUCUGGGCAGCAAUCAAAGUGUUCCAGCAACCACGAAUGCCAGAACUGGUCUUGAUUGCCCCACGGAUUUGACGGUGACAGCCUCCACAGACAAUACCAUCUCUCUGCUUUGGAGGAAGGUCCAAGGCCCCAUCAACCACUACCGAGUGACUUACACUACAUCCACUGGCAUGGCAUCUGAAGUGACCGUCCCCAAGGAUGUGUCAGUGGUCACCCUGACUGACCUGGAGCCUGGGACAGAGUACACCAUAUCGGUGACAGCACAGAGAGGUCGGCAGCAGAGCUCUGCUGCUACCAUUGACGCAUUCACAGGAUUCCGGCCCGUCACACAACUGUACUUCUCCGACAUCACUUCCUCCACAGUGACGGUGGCCUGGAGUGCCCCAGCCCCACCAGCCGACAUGUUUAUCCUUAACUACAACCCACAGGACCAAGACAAUACCCUGCAGGUCACCCUGGACGGCUCUAAGACACAAGCAACCCUUGCUGGCCUGCUGCCCUCCACAGAGUAUAUUGUUACCCUGGUCACCAUACAAGGGACUGUAACGUUUAAACCUGUAGUGGGAUCAAUAACCACAGGGAUGGACCCUCCGAGGGAAAUAACUGUAUCCAACGUGACUGAAGACUCUGUGACAGUGUCCUGGGUCCCCCCAAUAGCACCAUUUGAUUACUACAAGAUGUCCUACCAGACAGCUCAAGGGAGAGUGGACAGCGUGGUGAUUGACAGUCACAUGACUGAUUACACCCUGAGCAACCUGAAGCCAGCCACAGAGUACGAGAUCAGCCUGAAUGCAGUGAGGGGGGGCCUGGAGAGCGAGCUCAUCAGCAGCACUGUGCACACAGUUAUUGACAGCCCUCUAGGAUUGGUUGCUAUGAACAUCACUGCGACAGAUGCUGUUCUUCAGUGGCAACGGCCCCUCUCCAGUGUGGACAACUAUGUUCUGAUUCUCACACAUUACCAGGCAGCAGCUGAUACCAUACUGGUAGAUGGCACCAGUCAAGAGUACAAGCUUACCAAUCUCAUACCAAGCACUAGCUAUUCUGCCGCCAUGUAUGCUACUAAGGGACCACUCACCAGUGGCACUAUCAAUGCCAACUUUAUAACAACUAUGGAUGCACCUCAGAACCUGACAGCCAGCGAGAUCACCCACAGGAGUGCCCUCAUCUCCUGGCAGCCACCCAUCACAGAUAUCGACAACUACAAGCUCACAUACAAGUCCGGGGAUGGCAGCAGGAAGGAGUUGAUCCUGGAUGCUGAAGAUACUUGGAUCCAGCUGGAGGGUCUCUCUGAAACUACUGAUUACACCGUGAGGCUGCAGAGUGCUCGGGGAGCAGAGACCAGUGCCAUAGUCUCCACUGUCUUCUCCACUGGAAAUCGUCUGUUUGCCACCCCUCAGAACUGUGCCCAGCAUCUCCUGAACGGAGAGACUCUAAGUGGGGUUUACACCAUUUAUGUGAACAGGGACCCAAGCCAAGGAAUGCAGGUGUACUGCGAUAUGACCACAGAUGGCGGGGGAUGGAUUGUAUUCCAAAGGCGGCAAAAUGGUCUGACAGAUUUCUCUAGGAGGUGGAGUGAUUACAGAGUUGGCUUUGGCAAUAUAGAGGAUGAGUUCUGGCUUGGGCUGGACAAUAUUCACAGGGUUUCUUCUCAGGGUCGUUACGAGCUUCGUAUUGAUAUGCAGGAUGGACAAGAGUCGGUGUAUGCCAGCUAUGAUAAAUUUUUCAUUGCAGAUGCACGGAAUCUUUACAAGCUCAGAAUAGGGGAGUACAAUGGAACUGCAGGGGACUCACUGACCUACCACCAGGGUCGCCCUUUCUCCACCAAGGACAGAGACAAUGACAUUGCUGUCACAAACUGUGCCUUGUCAUACAAGGGAGCAUGGUGGUACAAGAACUGCCACCGAGCCAACCUGAACGGCAAAUAUGGAGAGUCUAGACACAGUCAGGGAAUAAACUGGUAUCACUGGAAAGGCCAUGAGUUCUCCAUUCCCUUCAUUGAGAUGAAGAUGCGGCCAUACAACUAUCGCAAUAUCAAUGGGAAAAGAAGGAGGUCCACAAAGCUAUAAUCACUGCAAACCCCUUAGCUCUACUUAUUUUUAAGCAGGGGAAAAAGGAAAGUAGUUCUGCGUUAAGAAAGAAAAUAAAAGCGUCAUAUGGUCGUACAGAAAGGCUCACAUGCACAUAAGGGGAACUGAACCAAGUUUUUAAUGACAUCAGUUGUUUUAUUUUGUGCCUGUCUUCACAAUAUAUCAGGGUGCCUAUAGAUGACUUGUAAAGCAAGUACAUGUGUAUUACUCACAGCGAUACAUAGUGGUUAUUGGGGCUGAGUUGGCUGUUAAUAUAAUAUCUCCCCUAAAACCAUAGUAAUUUCUAAAAAGAGUUGUUAACAUUGCUUUAUGCACUGUAUGUUUUCUUUUCUUGAUAAUUUUUAAAUAUGUUCAUAAAAAAAAAAAGUCCUCAGCAUUUGAAUUGGUUUUUAAUGUUUUGUGAUUGAUUAAACCAUCAAUGCAUUGUACAAAAUAACAAUAAUACUAAGUGAAUACUACAUUAUUACAGCAACCAAUCUACAGUAGCAUCAAUGUUUGAAGUAUAAGAAAUAGCCCUAGUUGUAGUAAGGGUAGUUUGGCUUGUGACCCUUCUGAUAUUUGUUUUGUUUUCAUAUCUUGGACCAGUUACAAUUUUUAAGUGAGGUUUUCAAGUAGAUCAUAUACAAACAAUAAUUAUAGAGCACUGCCCCCUCACAA
This is a messenger RNA of Polyodon spathula (Mississippi paddlefish), 5183 nucleotides long. It is a transcript of the gene tnr, whose product is annotated as tenascin R (restrictin, janusin). Gene Ontology annotation, molecular function: protein binding. The transcript has 24 exons. Lineage: Eukaryota; Metazoa; Chordata; Actinopteri; Acipenseriformes; Polyodontidae. The record is from RefSeq and is a predicted model, not a curated record. The coding region runs from base 438 to 4505 and encodes 1355 amino acids.